UCGCCCGGGUCGCGGGUGGGAGGCGAGGAACGCGGGGCCCUGGUGCCUGGCUGCCCUCCAGGCCUUUGACCCUGGGGACACCCGGGCGGCCGCGCCUCCGGGGCGGGACGAGAGGACCGGCGGCCGUGGCCAUGGGCUCGCGCGGCUCCCGCGCCGCGGUCAUCCCCGACGUGGACAGCAUCCGGCGGGAGACGGGCUUCUCGCAGGCCUGUCUGCUCCGCCUGUACCACCGGUUCCGGGCACUGGACAGGAACAAGAAGGGCUACCUGAGCCGCAUGGAUCUCCAGCAGAUUGGGGCGCUGGCCGUGAACCCCCUGGGAGACCGCAUUAUAGACAGCUUCUUCCCGGACGGGAGUCUGCGAGUGGAUUUCUCAGGCUUUGUCAGGGUCCUGGCUCAUUUUCGACCUAUAGAAGAGGAGGACACAGGGAUGCGAGACCCCAAGCAACCUGAACCCCUCAACAGCAGAAUGAACAAACUUCGCUUUGCAUUUCAGCUCUAUGACCUGGAUCGAGAUGGGAAGAUCUCCAGGCAGGAGAUGCUACAGGUUCUCCGGCUGAUGGUUGGGGUACAGGUGACAGAGGAGCAGCUGGAGAGCAUCACUGACCGCACGGUGCAGGAGGCCGACGAAGAUGGGGACGGGGCUGUGUCCUUCCUGGAGUUCGCCAAGUCCUUGGAGAAGAUGAACAUCGAGCAAAAAAUGAGCAUCCGGAUCUUGAAGUGACUGAUUAUGUGCCUUCGACUAGCUCAGGCAGACCAGUAUCUACCUGGGAUUCACCCUCAGCCCCCGCGGACACAGGGCCCCAAUAAACUGUAUUCUUACUUCUAAACUGAACUCUAUUUAGGGCCAAGGAAAGAAAGCUGGAAGGGUGUGUACUAAAGUCCAGCUCGUUUGAUCUCAGAUCUGUGAAUCAGCCAGCAAGCUUUUGGUUGCGAAUGACUAAAAACCCAACUCAAUGUGACUUAAGUAAAAAAGGGAUUUUAUAAUAUGAGCUCAUGUAAUUAAAAAGCCUGGAAGUAUCUGUCUUCAGGUGCAGCUGGGCCCAAGGGUGCAAAUCAUGUUCUCAAGAGUCAGUUAUUCGCCAUCUCUCAACUUGGCUUUCUUCUAUGUUAGAUUCAUUCUCAAGAAGGCUCUUUCCUCGAGGUGGGGAAUGGCCGCCAGCAGCUCCAGGCUUCCAUCCUGCUAGCAUCGUAAUCUGGUGGGAAGAGAUUUUCUUAUUCCAGUAAUCCCAAGCAAAGAGUAUCAUUGGCUGGGUCUGGGGGCCUGUCCCCAUUUCCGGGGGAAUGGAACACUCUCAUGGACUGGGCCUGUGUCAUGUGCUGAUUCCUAGAGCUAGGAAAUAAAGUCUGAGGACAAAG
Messenger RNA from Microcebus murinus (gray mouse lemur), 1357 nucleotides. It is a transcript of the gene CHP2, whose product is annotated as calcineurin like EF-hand protein 2. Gene Ontology annotation, molecular function: calcium ion binding. The record is from RefSeq and is a predicted model, not a curated record. NCBI's taxonomy places the organism in Eukaryota, Metazoa, Chordata, Mammalia, Primates, Cheirogaleidae.